AUGACCAUCGCACACAUUAAAGUUCCGAACGGCAAGCAGUACCAGCUGGAGACUGGUAUUUUUAUCAACAACGAGUUUCUGGCCACCGAAAGUCAACUCGCCGUCGAGGACCCUGGCACCGGCACUGAGAUCUGCGCCGUCCAUCUUGGAGACGAGAGACAUGUGGAGCAGGCCGUGAAGAGCGCAAGAAAGUGUUUCACGGAGGUGUGGCGCAGCAAAAGUGGCCGCGAAAGGUCGGACCUGCUGCUCAAAAUCUCGCAGCUCAUGCUCGAGCACAGCGAUCAACUGGCCGAUCUAGAAGCCCUCGAAAGCGGCAAGCCAAAGGCGACGAACGCCAUUUUCGACGUGCUGCACUCGGCAGACGUGUUCCGCUACUACAGUGCUCUGGCAAUCACUGCCGAGGAUGGCAAGACAGUCGAAACAGAGCGCUCGAAAUUCACCUACACUGUUACGGAGCCAUAUGGGGUGUGUGCCGCCAUCAUGGCGUGGAAUUUCCCGUGCUCCACGUUUGCAUGGAAAGUGGCCCCUUGCUUGGCUGCCGGUAAUGCCAUCGUGGUUAAGCCGUCCGAAAAUACGCCUCUUUGUGCUCUGUACAUGUGCGAGCUUUUUUUGAAGGCUGGUGCUCCGGCUGGACUGCUGAACGUUGUUUGUGGUCUUGGAGCCAAGGUUGGGUCCGCCAUUGCGUCACACCCAGGCAUCGACAAGGUCACUUUCACGGGUAGCACGGUGGUUGGCAAGACCAUCCAGAAGCUCGCUGCAGAAAACCUUAAGGCGUGCACUCUGGAGUGCGGUGGAAAGUCGCCGCUUGUGGUGUACGACGACGCCGACCUGGAACAGGCUGUCAAAUGGGCUGCGUUCGGCAUCUUCUUCAACAAGGGCGAGAUUUGCACCGCCUCAUCCAGAAUUUACGUCCAAGCAGGUAUCUACGACGAGUUUCUGGACAGACUCAAAAAGCACGUUGAAGAGAAUUUUGUGCAGGGACCACAAUUCGCCGAAGGUGUCAACGUCGGUCCGCAGGUCUCCAAGGUGCAGCAGGACAAGAUCCUGGACUACGUCAAGAUAGGAGUGGCCGAGGGUGCCAAACUUGUGUGCGGCGGCAACAAAGUGCCCGACCUGGCGGGCUAUUUUCUGCAGCCGACGAUUUUGGCCGACUGUUCCCAAUCCAUGAGAGUCGUUCAAGAAGAAAUUUUCGGCCCCGUCGUCACGGUGUCCAAAUUUAACACGGAUGAGGAGGCCAUUGAGCUAUCAAACGAUUCGUCCUACGGCCUGGCUGCCUACCUGUUCACUCAAGACAUCAAUCGGUCUCAGAAGUAUAUCCGCGAGGUGCAGAGCGGCCAGGUGUUUGUCAACUACACGUUCGCAGCAGACUACCGUAUGCCAUUUGGUGGAUACAAGAUGUCGGGAAUCGGCCGCGAGCUUGGAGAAGCCGGCUUGGCAGCAUUCAGCCAGACAAAAGCAAUUGACUGGGGCCAGCUAGAACGCGACAAACCGGUUACCAAUAUAAACCGAGGGGGUGUUUUUGGAUCAGGCCCCGGGCUAAGGCUCAAGAAUAUCCCACAUGACCACGACGAUCGACACGAACAGCACAUUAGGAGCGAUGUAUAUAAAGAACUUGCGCCAGUUGACCCACAGUCACAAAACCAGGAAUUAGCUAACGAUAUACCACAGGAGCCAGAAAAAGUGCCGCAGAGCGAGCGUCCAGAUUUAUCAAAAUUAUUAAACAUCAGCAGACGACCCAUGGGCGCAUUACUGGAGGGUAAGUACGAACGUAAGCCCCGCGAUACGCAUCCCGAAAGGCCUACCCCCGCUUUUUUACCUCCGGAUAUGGCAGAGCUUUUCAGAACCAAGAAAUACGCCGAGCUAUACCGCAGACUCGAGUCGGUCUCUCUUGCGCCGUUUGAGUUCGAACAGCUGCUCAUUAUGUCCGACAACUACACCUUUAUCUACAAAAUGGCACGGAGAUUUGGCAACAUUUUUGACUACGCAGGCCUAAGCACUGCAUUUCUCGAACGCCUGCUUCUCGUCCUCUACAUGAACUUCGACUACAGAGAGUUUGAACGUAUAUUCAGCAUUUACCUCAGUCGCGUUGACGACCCCGAUCCCGAUGCUUUCCGGCUAGCUCUACGUGUGUAUCUGCGUACAGAAAACGUGAGCGUGGCCACACAGAUAUUUAAUCAGACAGUUAUGUCAUGCAGAAAAUUGGCCGCAGAUGUUUUGGACUCGUACCUGAAGGACCUGCAGCAAAUCACGUCCAAUCCGUCACUCUGCUAUAUGGCGUACCGGUUAUGGCUCUCCCGAGGCCAUAGUAUCCACUUUCGCACGCGAGUCCUAAUAUACAAGAUACUGAUGCGCCACGGUACACGAGAACAGGAAAAAUGGGUUAUACAGCAUCUCGAAGACACUAAAAGUCACAAGGUAUGGUUCGUCGACGAGCUGGACGAAAUUGAAACGAGUCGAGAGGCCCAGCAGUACAUCUCCACUCUUUAUCCGGAAUGGGUUGAGCGAUUAGAGCCCGAGGAAUGUGAGUGUUACCGUCUCGAGUGCAUAGACAUGUUCAUGAGAGUUGGAGAGGUGUCGCUGGCCAGAAGAGUGCUCGAGGACGCUGCCACGGACGCAGAGUUCAAAAUUCUGCUGCGCAGAGUUUUAUGGUGGAUCCAGCGCGACGGACAGCCCGAGGUGUAUGCAGAACUUGUGCUGAAGAUAGCCAAAGAAACCGGCUUGGAAUUCCAGGAAGAUUUUGUCUAUAACCUGUGGAAGACUUACGUUGCAGCAUACCCGAUGAUCCGUACACCUAUAACUCGGAGACUGGUGCAGGAAAUCGAGAGCAGCGAUAACUUUUCGCUUCAACGGCUUGCUCACGUGAUCACGCUCGACGAAAAAACAGGCAAGCACCGUUUGUUGCGCAGGAGUAUAGUUGGGGACAAGGCAGGACCCGUGCUGCCGCGGAUGAAGGCGAUCGACAGCCGGAUGCGCAGUGGGAUCUGGCCGCACAAAGGAAUCUUGGUGACGGCAAUGAAGACGUCUCGAUCCAUCGAAGAAGUUGAGGAGCUGGUGGACUUUAUUCGCAGCAACCCGAAAAUCGCGGACUUGAACGAACCAUCGCUCAAAAUGCUGGUUUUUCUCAAACGCAAGACCCUCAAUCCGAAAUUUCGUCUUGGCACCUUCAAGUUCCUCUCGUCGAUUGUGGAGGAACAUCGCGACUCUCUGUCCGUUUCAGACUACACGAACAUGCUUCUGGAUGCCGUCAAGUUCCAUAACCAUGAGUUUGGCAUGGUAGUUUUGGACAGAAUGGCAGAGGUCUCGCCGCGCAGCAACACCGAACUUCUCAGGGCUGUGUACGCCAUAAUCAAGUUUUACCUUGAGCUAGGGCGUCUGGACCUUGCGAUCGAUAUACUAGAGCAGGUCAAGAAGGAGAAGACGUUCUACCCUACGGAGAUUUUCAUGCGCAACACGAAAUCUAUCUGUGAGUUAUACGCCCAUAACCUGGACGUGCAAGACAGCGACGAGAUCAGAGAGAACCUUGUUAUAUAUCUCGAGCACACGAUCAAAGUGCUACAAAACCAGUACGACCACAUCAGCGCACAGCAUAUGCAAAAUUUGGACCAGUAUCUAAAGAAAAUGGCCCGCUGGAGGGAAAUUGUAUAAAGAUAGACAAAU
Molecule: messenger RNA, 3657 nt
Organism: Ogataea polymorpha
Lineage: Eukaryota; Fungi; Ascomycota; Pichiomycetes; Pichiales; Pichiaceae
Exons: 2
Coding region: 1-3645 (1214 amino acids)
Molecular function (GO): aldehyde dehydrogenase (NAD+) activity
Source: RefSeq, a predicted model, not a curated record